Messenger RNA from Hirsutella rhossiliensis, 345 nucleotides. RefSeq lists its product as uncharacterized. NCBI's taxonomy places the organism in Eukaryota, Fungi, Ascomycota, Sordariomycetes, Hypocreales, Ophiocordycipitaceae. Bases 1 to 345 code for a protein of 114 amino acids. The record is from RefSeq and is a predicted model, not a curated record. The transcript has a single exon.
AUGACAUAUGAAAGUAGCACGCCCAGUCACAACCCGAACAUCGCCGUCCAUGGCUUGCUACAGGCUCGCGCGACUGAGUCGGACCAGGGUGGCACAGGGUCCACCAUCGCUCUGGCUCUCACAUGCGGUGCGCUAUUCAUAACGACAGUCGGCUUUGCAUACGCCAUGUGCCGCUGGCGGAUCAAGUACAUGGCGAUGCGGAGGAAGGUUGACAGCCACGGCGUUAUUGAGCUGAAGCCCGGCCAAAAGCAAGACGCGGUCCCGAGAGCCCAAGAAGCGGAUGGAGACCCGGCUCCAGGAACCCCAGGGCUGGAUGGCGAAGCCGCCGUGUCUGGGGCACUGUAG